CAGACUCGCUGGUAGUUUCUUCAGAGCUCGUCGAGGCACACCGAGCAGACUACACCGGCGGCAUCUUCGUCUCUCGCCUUCUCGGCAGUUCUCUGUGAUGGCAUCGUCGUCGGGGCGGCGCGCGGUGGCUCUGGCGGCGCUCGUGGUCGUCCUUCUGGUCACCGGAGCGGGCCUUGUCGGCGCGGCGCGGCCGGCGCCGGCGGACAGGAGCGGGGACGGCGCGAUGUACCCCGCCGCGGUGGUGGUGGCGGACAGGGCGAGGGAGACGGUGGAGAUGCUCAUGGCGAGGCUGCCGGCCGGGCCCAGCCCCAAGGGUCCCGGCCACUAGCUACGCGCGGGCGGCAAGGGCGUCGCUGUCGGCUGAUCGGUUGAUCUGAUCUGCCUGUGAAUAGUUCAGGGUAUAGACACAUGAAAGUUGUAUUGAUUUCACAUGCUCCUACUGUACAUAGCAUUGUGAUAAAAUCUUUGAUACCUUUCUUCUUGUUUUCCCUUCUCUUCUUGGAAAUUGUUCAU
Hordeum vulgare subsp. vulgare (domesticated barley) is the source of this 513-nucleotide messenger RNA. RefSeq names its product PAMP-induced secreted peptide 1-like. Gene Ontology annotation, biological process: defense response. Bases 98 to 328 code for a protein of 76 amino acids. The record is from RefSeq and is a predicted model, not a curated record. The transcript has a single exon. NCBI's taxonomy places the organism in Eukaryota, Viridiplantae, Streptophyta, Magnoliopsida, Poales, Poaceae.